This is a messenger RNA of Ilex paraguariensis (yerba mate), 1149 nucleotides long. Lineage: Eukaryota; Viridiplantae; Streptophyta; Magnoliopsida; Aquifoliales; Aquifoliaceae. The record is from the annotation of a GenBank genome assembly.
AUGGCAUGUGGGUGUAAUGUUUGGUGUAUAGUUUCCACAGUACUGUUGUUGUUUCUGAAUUUGAAACCUUUGAUUUGUGGUGAAUCACAAGUCCCUUGUUACUUCAUUUUUGGAGACUCAUUGGUGGAUAAUGGCAACAACAAUGACCUUUUGACUCAGGCCAGAGCCAAUUUUCCUCCCUAUGGAAUUGAUUUUCCCGAUGGUCCAACCGGCAGAUUCACCAACUGCCGGAAUAUGGCCGACAUUUUGGCUGAACUUCUAGGCUUUGAUGAUUACAUUCCUCCAUUUGCAACUGCAAGAGGCCAGGAUAUUCUCAAAGGUGUGAAUUAUGGAUCUGAGUCAGUUGGAAUUCGAGAUGAAACCGGACAACAAUUGGGUGCUCGGAUAAGCUUGAAUGCACAGUUAUCAAAUCAUAAAAUCACAAUUCGGCACAUUGCUACCUUACUAGGGAGUAAAGCUUUAGCAAAAGAGUACCUAAGCAGCUGCUUAUAUACAGUUGGAAUGGGCAAUAACGACUAUCUCAACAUCUACUUCAUGCCACAGUUUUACCCAACGAGCAGCCUAUAUACACCAAAGCAGUAUGCCAAAGUACUUGUUAAACAAUACUCACAGCAGCUAAAGACUUUGUACAAGUAUGGAGCAAGAAAAAUAGCUGUUUUUGGAGCUGGUCGACUGGGUUGCAUUCCAGAAGCCUUGACUACCUAUGGCACAAAUGAAUCUUCAUGUGUGGAAAUGAUGAACAGUGCAGCCCAACUAUUCAAUGACAAACUCGAGCUGCUUGUUGAUGACCUCAAGAACAAGCUAACUGAUGUAGAAUUUUCCUAUAUUUAUGCAUCUGGUUCUUCAUCCCAGGUUUCUCCAUCUAAUGAUUUUACAGUAGCAGACGGUCCAUGCUGCAAUGUAUCGACUACUAUGGGCAAAGGUCAAUGUAUUCCCCAGCAAGUUCCAUGCAGUAAUCGCGACGAGUACAUUUACUUUGAUGGAUAUCAUCCUACUGAGGCUGCAAAUAUACUCAUCGCAACAAUUGCAUACAAUGCCAUGUCUGGUCUACUACCCUGUGGAACCUCUUGUAGUAGCAGCCAUGGAGAAAAAUCAGACCUCCAUAGCAUUUCACUGUCUACCACAAGGGCAAAGUUUGUUGCACAAUAA